Molecule: messenger RNA, 2178 nt
Organism: Elaeis guineensis (African oil palm)
Lineage: Eukaryota; Viridiplantae; Streptophyta; Magnoliopsida; Arecales; Arecaceae
Biological process (GO): cortical microtubule organization
Cellular component (GO): cortical microtubule
Source: RefSeq, a predicted model, not a curated record
AAUACUCUCCCCACCUCUCUUUCUUCCUCUCAGUGAGAUCCGAGCAAAAAGGGGAGGGGGUGUGGGAAAUCUAUUUUACGGUAAUUUUUGUCUCGAAAUCCAAAGAGAAUGAGAAUGUAGAAAGAGCAGGAGUGGUAAUGAGUCGGACAUCAAAGGAAUCUCUUCCCGGCGGGAGGAAUGCGGCCGCCGGAUCGCAGCAUCUCCGGCGGGGGAGGGGAGUCCCCGCCGGAAGAGGGUCGAGGGACGUGGACGAAAGCUUGGAUCUCUUCGCGAGGAUCCGCCGGAUCCCGUUGAUCAGUUCCACCACCGAAUCCGGCAGCCAGAGUGCUACAGGGCAAUUUAAAUUGGAGAGAAUGUCGAUCGGAUCGGCAAAGUUGGGAAGGAGUGGAGCAGAUGAUCUCUUAUCAGCUGACAUUGGCGAAACUGAUUAUGAUUGGCUUCUGACUCCCCCUGGCACCCCUCCCUUCUCUUCUUUAUAUGCCAGCGAACACCAACUAUCCUCAACAGUUCCAAGGAGCAGUUCCAAUGUCAGAUCAGUCUCAACAACAAAAGCUUCGAGGUUAUCUGCAUCUCAAUCAGUGAAUGGCCAAUCUACUAGACCAACCAGAAGUGGUUCAGCGACUCGCGCUUCUCUCUCUAGUACAAACUUCUCCAGCUACUACUCUAACAACGAUAGAACAUCAGUCCUCAACACUAGCUCAGCCUCAGUCACCUCUAGACCCACAACCCCUGGCAAACGCCCAACCACUGCAUCCACCACAAGGACAAACUCAAUCCCAGCCUCCCGUCCGGUGCCAUCACGUCCGUCUACCCCUUCCAAAACUCAAACAUCUUCCAGUUCUUCCGGAGACAAACCCAGACAAUCACAAAAUUCUAGACCUUCUACUCCAACAACCCAAACUCGUGUUCUUUCUACUCAUUCCAAUUCUAGUUCAGGCGCGGCACGUUCAAAUUCCAGACCAUCAACCCCAACUCGUCGCAAUCCUACACCAGUCCCAGCUCCAACCACCUCAAACUCCAGAUCAUCGACCCCCAAUCGUCGCACCUCCAUGCCAGCACCAGCUCAAACUAUGGCUCGCUCUCUCUCCGUUGGUCAUGUUCCAAUAACAAAUGGCAGAAACCCUGCAUCCAGAUCACGUCCGAGCUCGCCAGCCCCGCAAACACAAGUUUUCAUACAGCCACGAGCCCGCCCAAAUUUCCCACAUGAAGUUCCAACAAACCUCAGAAACAAACUGCCUGAAAGACCUACUUCUGCCAGCAAGGAACGCCCAGGAAUACCAUUAACAGUCCAGGCAAAUCCAAAUUCUAAGACACCAGCAGCAGCAGCUCCGAUGAGCUCGAAUCGAUGGCAGUCCUCACCCAUCGUCACUCGAGGCAGGAUCUCAGACAAUUCACCAAAGAGCCGAACACACAGCAACGGGCACCUUGUCAGCCAACCUGAAAGCCAGAAGGAUGUUGUAUCAGAGACUGCAGUCGGGAGAUCCAGCAAGCCAGCUUCAUCCACAGAUAGCACCGGAUUCGGAAGGAUGUUCACCAAGAAGUCGCUUGACAUGGCUCUCAGGCAUAUGGACAUCCGGCAAGGCAUUCGCAGGGCCUCUCUCUUCCCUCAGAGCAUUCGUCCAACCACUUCCAAAGGCCAGCCUGGUCCAGCGUCAGACCCGGUAGUUCCCACUGUUGACAAAGCAGCAGCUCUUGGUGAUGAAAGAAUGUUGGAGUUGACCAGUAGAGAUAAUGGAAAUCAUAAUAGAAUGAUCUCUGAUGACAGCAAUUUAGCCAUCUCAGAGGAUGGAGGUGGGGUGGUUGGUUCUGCAAAGAGGGAGUCUAUUGUUGCUGGAGCAAACGGGCUUGAUAUCCAUGAGAGCUCCCAAUAUGAUGCAAUUCUGCACGAACAUGACUCCAAGGACUGGAGUUGGCUGCACCUGCAAAGCACUGAAGUCCAAACAGAGCCUCGUGUUUGAUCAUCAAUCCAAGCCACCGCCAGAUCCUUUCAGCCCGAUUUGACGGCUUAGAUUUUUUGCUGGGCUUGUAAUUUGUAAUUGUUGAUCUUCUCCUGUUUGUGUUAUAUAUGCUUUAGAUAUUGUUCACUCUGGAUUUAAGAUGUUCCACUGUAGAAUUGAUGCUAGGUGUAUUCUUAUAAUUCUAUAAAUUAAUAUCAAGUUCUUUAGAGCAUAUUUGAUA